ACUUCAACUGCCUACAAACUUAAGCUAACAACUAGCGCUUAAUUUUAACAGUUUUAUUUUUAAAAUGGUUUCAAAAAUAACAUAUACUCUGGCCGCACUCUGUCUAGUUUAUGUUUUGGUUGAGAGUUCUUUUAUAAAACCGAAUAAUGUACCGAGAGUAGGAAGAAGUAAUGAAGCCGAAGGACCUUUCGAUCAGAAUAUGAUGGGUUAUGUUAUAAAAACAAUUCCUAGUAAGAAUAUACCGAGAAUGGGUCGCAGGAAUUACGAUUCGGCAAAUCGUUUUGAUAUACCUAAGUUGUAUCAAGUUCCAUCUGAUAAUGCUGAAUCGUAUUCUGAUGAAGAUGUUGCCAAAAUGAAUCAAGAGCUGGACGAAUACUUUGGAAGUCAUUAAUGAAAAAGAAAUUAAUACGAUUCUAAUCGAUGUUUAAAUGUUUUUUUUUCGUUUCAUGUUCUAGUCAUUGUUAGUUAUGUAAACUUGAAAUAAAAUAAUGCAUGCAAA
Molecule: messenger RNA, 499 nt
Organism: Melitaea cinxia (Glanville fritillary)
Lineage: Eukaryota; Metazoa; Arthropoda; Insecta; Lepidoptera; Nymphalidae
Gene: ETH
Exons: 3
Coding region: 65-391 (108 amino acids)
Source: RefSeq, a predicted model, not a curated record